CAAAUUAUUCUGAAAUGGAAAACACAACAGUAUUUUAAUUAAUAGAGAAAAUGCAUUUUUUAUAGUCGAAAUAGAUAUCAUACAACAACUUGCGGGACUCCAGACUUAAUCUAUAUAAAAUAAAUGACACUGUAAAAGGCAAUUAAAACAAUCUGUCUCUACAUUAAUGUUUAUAAAUUGAGAUAAAUUAUCAUCAAGUCAGACAUGGUCCUAUAGCCGAGAUGGUUAAGGUAUCAGCCUACCAUGCUGGGUAUCAAGGAUUGAAUUUGAAUGAGUGACUGCACAGGAUUUUUUAUGAGAGUUCUUGUCCAGGAUACUGUCCCUCACCAUCCAGCUGUCUCAUUGUGGGCCUGGCUGAACCCACAGUAUGGGAAAAACAUCUUAGUGCCUAAAGUUUUAUGGGCUAUUUGCUCAUUUUUAAGUAUUCAAUCUCCAAAAUUUUCAUUAAAAAAAUUUGUUAACGAUUACUGUAAUUUGCAUUCUUUAAUAAUUCUAUUGAUUCAGAAUUUAAAAAGGCAAAGAGUUAUUAUCCUGUAUCUUAUCUAAUUAGCUACUGUAUAUUUUAUGUUUAUCUUUCCUGCAACAAAUCACAUGCAUCAGCAGUAAUCAGAAAGGUCAGCAAAGAUAUGCAAAGUAUGAAGAUCAAAUAAAAAUUUUAUCAGUUUUUAUCAUAUUGUAUCAACAGUAUAUACAAGCAUUUAGACGUUAAUACAUAUUCUCAGGACAAUGGAGAAUAAAAAGUUGUUGGCUUUUAUUACUUUCGGUACAUUAUUUGGAAUGGUUGUCGGCAAUGAAUGCUUAAUUUCUUCGCAUAUUCAACCAUGUACAAUUCACAAACAUGAUUCCAGAAUUCAUAUGAUUUGUCCUAAUAUCAAAGAUGUUCCCACAUUGUUGAGGAUAUUGAAUGAAAUUAAAGGAUGUCCUAUCUUUGCUCUUCAAUUCCUUCGACUAAAACUCGAUUCACUACCCAGAGGAGCAUUUGAUGGGACUUUGAUUAACAGCUUGAUUUUUACGAACUGCUCUUUGAUGAAUUUAGCCGACGAUGGGCCCGGACCCUCUCCUUUUCUGGGACUCGAGAAACAGUUGCAUACGUUUGGUGUCAGUGGUGCCAAAACUCCUCUUAAAUGGAACUGGAAGGAAUUGGCCAACUUAUACUCACUCGAGACUUUAUCUUUUGCCAGGAGUAACAACUUAAGUACAGUACCCGACACAUUUUUCAAAAUUAAUGGAUCGUCACUGAAGAAAUUAGCCAUUACAGGUUCGUGCUUGACAGAAAUACAAGAUUCCGCAUUUGCAAAUUUUCACAAGGUAGAGUCAAUUAAUUUAGAAGGAAAUAAUCUUUAUCGAAUAAGGCGUGAAGUUUUUCCCGCAAGAUGCGAACGAUUAAGAUUGCUCUCUUUACGAAAUAAUUUCUUAUCGGUGCUCGACGGUAAUACAUUCUCUAAUAUGCCGGCUUUGAAAACUUUAUAUUUGGAAGGAAAUCGCAUCAAAUUUAUAGAACAAAAUGUCUUUUCUAACAUAUGGAAUCAAUUAAAUACUCUAUCACUUUACAGAAAUUCUAUUGUGUGCAAUUGUAAAAUUGCUUGGCUAAUCGGUAAAAAACGUAUAUACGAAGUGAGUGAGGAAUCGCUCGUCUGCAGCAAUCCAGCUCAUUUGAAUGGAAUGCCCAUCAAAUACUUAGAGCGAAAUGACCUUUGUAGCAACAUAAAUGACAGAUGUUGUUAAUAUUAUUAAUAAUGUAUGGUUUUUAUCCUGCCUUUUUUUAUUAGUUUUAUCCUUAUUAGUUUAUAUGUCAUAUGUGAUACUAGAAACUUGCGCAGUUUAUUAGUAAUAUUUAUCAAUAGAAUCUAUUUUAUUUCGUCAGAAAUAUGAUAAAUAAUCAAACUGAAUUUCCUAUUAAACAUUUCUAAAUUGGAUUAUUGGUGUGUGCUGCUUAAUGUCACGAAUACAUUCCAAGAAAUAUAUUAAGGGAACAUAGAUUGUACUUGGACAAAUCUAUAGUGUGAUACUCGUAUGUAAUACUGAUAAGAACUUAUAUAAAUGACAUUAAGGUUGUACACUUGGCAUAGCAUAUGAGACUUGUAAGUGGUACGUCCUGCAUUUCCACGUUUACUCACAGAUCUUCUAGCUUUUGGAAGACUGCCGAUUAUGUGGAAUUUGCUGUUAGGUCUUCAGACCUAACUGCCCAAUUUUGGAACCUCUGUGGGACAUUUCAGCUUUGUUGUAAGAGAAACUGCAAUAUUAUAUGUAAAAUGUCACAGAAAUCUUUUCAAUUACACAAUAACUUUUAAGACACCCUGCAUAUGUAGUCCAUUGUUAAGUGCACAUACCUGUAUAUCCAGACUAUAAAUAAACGAAUUAAAUAUAUAAUUUGGCCUAAAUAUUUUAUUUCAGUCUAAAUUAAUUCAAAAUUAAUUUCUAAUUAUUAUUAUUAUUAUUAUAAGCACAAAAUAACAAUCUAAUCACCCAUCUUUAGGUCAUAUUAUGUUAUUUGAUUCUUUAAUAAUUGGUUUAAUUAUAAAUGAAUAUGAUUUGACUUUAUAGUAAAUAUAUAAUUCUAUUUCAU
This is a messenger RNA of Centruroides sculpturatus (bark scorpion), 2566 nucleotides long. RefSeq names its product leucine-rich repeat and immunoglobulin-like domain-containing nogo receptor-interacting protein 3. Gene Ontology annotation, molecular function: protein binding. The record is from RefSeq and is a predicted model, not a curated record. NCBI's taxonomy places the organism in Eukaryota, Metazoa, Arthropoda, Arachnida, Scorpiones, Buthidae. The coding region runs from base 727 to 1725 and encodes 332 amino acids. The transcript is spliced from 4 exons.